AUGGCUGAUGAGCAAAUGAAUCAGCAGCAAAUGGAGCAUUCCCUGGCCGAGCACCACCAAGACACGUCUGGUGGAGUUGAGGAGUCGAUCCCAGCACCAAAGAGCCCCAAGUGUGGUGAUAAGCGCAAGGCCGACUGGGACGAUGAACCCAACGUGCAGACCAACGAGGAUCAGCCCAAGCGCCUUCACCUAACCCGUGUGGAGGAAAUUUCCAUCACCGAUCCUGCCCGUGCCCUAGAGCUGGAAAAUCUCGGCAGAGAGAUUGUGCUGAAGCGUGACUACCUUUCGAGAAGCUGGCACAACGUAAAUGAGCUGGACAUCUUUCUGCGGGCUCUCUUUGCUCGCCUUAUGCCUGGGGAUAGUUCCUUGAAUGAUUGGAUCAUGGAUUUGACUGUGCAGAUGCACCAGAUGCGGAUGCAGAUUGUUGCUGACGCGGAAGAUGUUCGUGAAUUGGAGGAUACUUAUCGCAAGGCUUAUUGUGCUGCCCUACAGCUGUGA
Penicillium malachiteum is the source of this 498-nucleotide messenger RNA. RefSeq lists its product as uncharacterized. Bases 1 to 498 code for a protein of 165 amino acids. NCBI's taxonomy places the organism in Eukaryota, Fungi, Ascomycota, Eurotiomycetes, Eurotiales, Aspergillaceae. The transcript has 3 exons. The record is from RefSeq and is a predicted model, not a curated record.